AUGCCUCUCUCCUCCAAGAACCUUCUCUUUCUCCUUAUUUCCUUCUCUCUCUUCAUCCCCACCAGCUCAUCCAAUCCGUCCAUCGGCAUCACCUACUCCCGAAACCCCACCUCCAAUCUCCCCCGCCCUGAGCAGGUCGUCUCCACCCUGCAAUCCCUCGGUGUGGCCUGCGUUCGAGUCCUUGAUCCCGAUCCCAACAUCAUCCGCGCCUUCUCCGAUUCGGGCAUCUCCCUUCUCCUCUCCAUUCCAAACACUUUCAUCCAUGCGAUUGCGGCCAACAGAACCGAUGCCUUCCAAUGGCUCUAUAGCCAUAUCAUCCCCUUCUACCCCCGGGCCCACAUCACCACCAUCUCCGUUGGCAAUGAUGUCCUUUCCUACUCCCCUGAUCUCUCUACCUCUCUGCUACACGCCAUGCAGAAUGUCCAUCUUGCCCUCCGCAAGCUCAGGAUCCACAAGAUCUCGGUCUCAACUACACUUUCCUUCGACAUCAUCACAAACCCAUUCCCACCCUCAGCCGCUAAAUUCCAAAAACCCGCUGCGGAAUGGAUCAUGAAGCCAAUCCUGGAUUUCAUCUCCACCAAAAACUCGCCGUUCUUGAUCAACGCCUACCCAUACAAGCUGUACAGAUCAUACCCAGAGGUCCCGAUCGGAUAUGCUCUGUUUCAACGGCAUCCCUUCAAUUACCGCGACGACCCAAGGACGGGCGUCCGGUACCAGAACCUGUUCGAUGUAAUGGUUGAUGCCGUGAUCAGUGCGAUGGCAGCGAUGGGCCACAAGGGCAUACCUGUGAUCGUGACAGAAACGGGGUGGCCCAGCGAUGGGGAUGUGAAUGAGGGGGACGCGAACAAACAGUUUGCGAGAAUGUAUAACGUGGGUUUGGUGAGGCAUCUAAGGUCGGGCAAUGGGACGCCGCUGUUGAGGGAAGGGCCCACAGAGACUUACAUAUAUGAGCUGUUCGAUGAGGACAUGAAGCAAGGGCCGGGAUCAGAUUGGCAUUGGGGUAUUUUGAAUCUGAACAUGACGAAGAAGUACCCGAUUCAUUUCUCUGGUUCAGAUCGAUACUGCGUGACCUGUUUGCUGCAGAUAGUAGCGAGUGUUUGUUUGAUGUUUGUGUUCUUGUUGUAGGAUGAUCUGUGGUUAGUCCUUGUGGUAU
Molecule: messenger RNA, 1153 nt
Organism: Magnolia sinica
Lineage: Eukaryota; Viridiplantae; Streptophyta; Magnoliopsida; Magnoliales; Magnoliaceae
Product: glucan endo-1,3-beta-glucosidase 7-like
Exons: 1
Coding region: 1-1125 (374 amino acids)
Biological process (GO): carbohydrate metabolic process
Cellular component (GO): plasma membrane
Molecular function (GO): hydrolase activity, hydrolyzing O-glycosyl compounds
Source: RefSeq, a predicted model, not a curated record